AUGACUGCUGGCUAUUAUUACUGCGUACCAGGCUUUAACUUCAGAGACCGAAGGAUCCAAAGCCCCAAAGGAACCCCCACCUCGAUAAGCCCCCAAAAGCAAUCACUGCAUCUCUCUUCCAAAUUGUCUAAUAACAGUGAUAGUAAUAGAGGCAGUGACAGUGACAGUGACAGUGAUAGUAACAGUGACAGUGAUAGUAACAGUGACAGUGAUAGUAAUAGUGACAGUGACAGUGAUAGUAAUAGUGACAGUGACAGUAACAGUGACAGUGAUAGUGACAGUGACAGUGAUAGUAAUAGUGACAGUGACAAUAAUAGUGACAGUGACAGUGAUAGUAAUAGUAACAGUGACAGUGAUAGUAACAGUGACAGUGAUAGUGAUAGUAGCAGUGACAGUAACAGUAACAGUGACAGUGACAGUGAUAGUAACAGUGACAGUAACAGUAACAGUGACAGUGACAGUAACAGUGACAGUGACAGUGAUAGUAACAGUGACAGUGACAGUGAUAGUAACAGUGACAGUGAUAGUAAUAGUAACAGUGACAGUGAUAGUAAUAGUGACAGUGAUAGUAACAGUGACAGUGAUAGUGAUAGUAAUAGUGAUAGUAACAGUAACAGUGACAGUGACAGUGAUAGUAAUAGUGACAGUGACAGUGAUAGUAACAGUGACAGUGACAGUGAUAGUGACAGUGACAGUGAUAGUAACAGUGACAGUAAUAAUAACAGUGACAGUAAUACUAACAGUGACAGUGACAGUGAUAGUAACAGUGACAGUGACAGUGAUAGUAACAGUGACAGUGAUAGUAAUAGUAACAGUGACAGUGAUAGUAACAGUGACAGUGAUAGUGAUAGUAAUAGUGAUAGUAACAGUAACAGUGACAGUGACAGUGACAGUGAUAGUAAUAGGGACAGUGACAAUAAUAGUGACAGUGACAGUGAUAGUAACAGUGACAGUGAUAGUGAUAGUAGCAGUGACAGUAACAGUAACAGUGACAGUGAUAGUAACAGUGACAGUGAUAGUAAUAGUAACAGUGACAGCAAUAGUAACAGUGACAGUGAUAGUAAUAGUGACAGUGACAGUAAUAGUAACAGUGACAGCGAUAGUAAUAGUGACAGUGACAGUAAUAGUAACAGUGACAGCGAUAGUAAUAGUGACAGUGACAGUAAUAGUAACAGUGACAGCGAUAGUAACAGUGACAGUGACAGUAAUAGUAACAGUGACAGCGAUAGUAACAGUGACAGUAAUAGUAACAGUGACAGUGACAGUGACAGUGACAGCGAUAGUAACAGUGACAGUGAUAGUAACAGUGACAGCGAUAGUAACAGUGACAGUAAUAGUAACAGUGACAGUGACAGUGACAGUGACAGCGAUAGUAACAGUGACAGUGAUAGUAACAGUGACAGCGAUAGUAACAGUGACAGUGAUAGUAACAGUGACAGUGACAGUGACAGUGACAGCGAUAGUAACAGUGACAGUGACAGUGACAGCGAUAGUAACAGUGACAGUGAUAGUAACAGUGACAGCAAUAGUAACAGUGACAGUGAUAGUAAUAGUGACAGUUACAGUGAUAGUAACAGUGAUAGUAACAGUAACAGUGACAGUGACAGUAAUAGUAACAGUAACAGUGACAGUAAUACUAACAGUGACAGUAAUAGUAACAGUGACAGCGAUAGUAACAGUGACAGUGAUAGUAACAGUGACAGUGACAGUAAUAGUGAUAGUAUCUAG
This is a messenger RNA of Trichosurus vulpecula (common brushtail), 1728 nucleotides long. RefSeq names its product serine-aspartate repeat-containing protein F-like. NCBI's taxonomy places the organism in Eukaryota, Metazoa, Chordata, Mammalia, Diprotodontia, Phalangeridae. The coding region runs from base 1 to 1728 and encodes 575 amino acids. The transcript has 2 exons. The record is from RefSeq and is a predicted model, not a curated record.